Molecule: messenger RNA, 4319 nt
Organism: Pristis pectinata (smalltooth sawfish)
Lineage: Eukaryota; Metazoa; Chordata; Chondrichthyes; Rhinopristiformes; Pristidae
Gene: tmem9b
Product: TMEM9 domain family, member B
Exons: 5
Coding region: 221-790 (189 amino acids)
Biological process (GO): positive regulation of canonical NF-kappaB signal transduction
Cellular component (GO): lysosomal membrane
Source: RefSeq, a predicted model, not a curated record
GCUAACGCGGGGGGCGAUAAUUAUUUUCUGAUUGCAGUCACCCGCCUCGGAACGCAGAUGCUGGUAUCGCUCAUGCUGCUCCCGGGGAGGGCGUGACGAGUGACGGACCAACCCGUGGUGCCGGGAGCUAUUGAUCUGCGGGUCAGCCUCAGGUUACCCGGGAAACGUCGUCUCCUGGAGACUGAGCCGUGACAACGGUGGAGACAAGAGGGGCGGAGGAAUGGCGAGAGGCUGCGGGCUCGGUUUGUUCCUGCUGCCGCUGCUGUGUCUGAUCAUGCUGACGAGGAGCGAAGAGAACGAGAAUUCUGAAGAUAUCAGGUGCAAGUGCAUUUGUCCACCAUACAAAGAUAAUGCAGGCCAUAUUUAUAAGAAAAAUGUAACACAGAAAGAUUGUGACUGUCUUCACGUUGUUAUUCCCAUGCCAGUUGCUGGACAAGAUGUUGAAGCUUAUUGUUUAAGAUGUGAGUGCAGAUAUGAAGAAAGAAGCUCUGUUACAAUUAAGGUAACGAUUGUUAUUUAUUUGUCUAUCCUGGGCUUGCUGCUGCUUUAUAUGAUUUAUCUGACUCUGGUGGAACCCUUGCUGAAAAAACGAUUGUUCCAUUCAAGGCCACUGCAGAAUGAGGACGACUUUGGGGACACACAGCCAUUUGCCAAUGCCCAUGAUGUGCUGUCCCGUUCUCGGUCACGUAGCAAUGUAUUGAAUAAAGUUGAAUAUGCACAGCAGCGCUGGAAAAGACAAGUUCAAGAACAAAGGAAAUCAGUCUUUGAUCGUCAUGUUGUGCUCAGCUAAAAACACUGCCUUUUAAAGGAAAACUCAGUGGGCCUAUGGAAACAAUCUGACUGAUUCCUCGAAGAUCUUACUUGCUGGUAGAAGUUCGUUAACUUCAACACCUUGGUGUCAAUUCUUUGACACAAGUGUAAUAAUCAUACUGAUGUUUGAUAUUAUCUUGCCAUUGGGAUUUUCAUUUACUUUCAGAGAGUUUACCCCAACUUCUGUCCAUCAAUAAAUUAUGGUGUAGUUGUGGAACAAACUGUACAAGAUAACAUCAUUAACAUUAAUUAUAAACUAAUUACAAAAUAUAGCUAAAAUUUAAUAUUUUCCUGGAUGCUUUUAAUUAUGUAGUUCAGUUGCAAAAAUAAUUUGGCAGUUACAUGGAUAUUGAUGUGCUAUAAAAUUAACAGUCUUGAUAUGAUCACAGGAUUGCUGUUAAUGAAACACACUCUUUGUAAAAGUCUAAGCACUCCGUCCUAAAGGAAGUGCCUGCGAUUUUUGUUGACACCCAACACCUAAUUUUCAUUUGUUUUUAAACUGAAUUUUUUAAUGAAUUAAUGAAGCCUAAAGAUGACAACUAUAAACAUGAUUAUGAAAGUAACUGAUCAAGUAUUAUAUUGGUAUGUGUUCUGAUUAAACAACUGUUCACAACCAAUCUGAAGUGUAAAAAAAAUCAACACCCAUGAUUAAAAAUGAUUUGUGUAUUGUUGCAUACCCAUGCAUUGCAGAAAUUGUCAGUCUUUCUUAAAAAAGAUGGUGCUGGGGUAUGAUACACCUUUAAAGCUACUUGUUGAAACCAGUUUUGGGUUGAAGUGCCUGUUUUUCAUUUUGCAUUAAUAGAUGGGUUUUCAAUAGUCUUAGAUAUGAUUCAUUCCCAUUGUUCUCCCUUUCCUCCUUUUUAAUAGUAAACACUUAUUCUAGGGUAAAAUUUUGAUGGUGUCAGUAGCUCUGUUCCAGCUAUAUUUCUCCAAGUGUUAGGUUAAAAUAUUAGAUUGUGGAUCUGUACUACAGUGGAAAGCACCACAGCCAAAUUCAAUGUUGUUUGCACCUAUCUGUACACUUGAAGUAUUGAGCAAACUACCAACAAUUUAUGUUCUGAUAAUCUGGCCAAUUAGUGACAUUUUUCUUUCCUUCAUCUGAUGGGUACUGAGACCAGAUUGUAUCUCUCCACUCAUGUUCUACUGCUCUUUUUUGGGGCAUGGAUGAUUUCAAUGAGUUUGUUGUAUGUAUUCAGAGAAUCCGAUAAAUCAUAUCUCACAGAUACUUCUUUAAAUACAACAAUGUAAUCACUUGAUUUCUUCAUAUUUCUUCUAUACUGGUUCCUUUAUGUUCCUUUGUCUUUUUUUGUCACAUCUGCCUUGCAUCCAAAAUCUGCUAAUUCAUUUCAAUCCAGUGAUUGAAUGAAAGAUUUUUCUUCUCUGUAUUCAGUACUGUGGUGUCCAAUGUAAUUGCCCAAGAGGAGGCCAGACCUUGUGUAAUUUGGUAUUAAUAUGAGGAUGUUCUACAUUUUUAUUCCAUAUGUUAUGAUUUCUCUGUCUGUGAAAUUUACUGAUUCUAUCAGAUAUAGGUCUUCUAUCCAGAAGAUCUUGUAACCAUCUACUAAAAUAAUUGAAAAAUGGUUAUUUUGCCUCUUUGUUUCCUGUAAAAGGAAGCUCUUUCAUGCCUGCAUGUGUACAGAGCCUCAUCUAAAACCAACUUGUCAAUGGGGUAAACUGGACAUCAGGAUCUACUAAUACACGAGUAUCAUGUUAAGUUGUAUUUGAUGUACCAACAUGUUGCCAGUUUUAUUUUUACUGGUCAAUGUCUGCCAAAAAAAAUUACUUUUAAAACUGCACUUGUGUUUUUACACUGGUAAACACCUACAUUGUACUCUGAUGUGACAUUGAUUGCUAGCAUGUUUAAACUGGAGAUCAAAGUAGACCUUGCCAUAAGGAAGUUUAUAAAAUACAUUUUUUUUUGCAUUAGUCAGUCAAUGGUGGUUGUUCUGACCACUUAAAUAUUAUUGCUGCACAAUUAACUAAAUGUCUGGAUUGCACAGGAAUUUUGUUUUAAAUACAAAUUCAGUAAUUAAAUGAAAUGAACUACAUAAUGAGAUCCUUAAUUUAAGUUGUAUGUCUCUCUCAAAAUCCCCUCUCCAGUCUCUUCAAAUAAUACAAAUGUGCAUAGUCAUAGUUUUUGUAAGAUGUAAUUAACAAACCUAAAAAAUACUGACUCUUAAAUUCUGGCUAAUUGUUCAAUUGCAGUGGGUGAUAUUUGUGAAGGAUAACCCAGGAUGAUGCAUUUUUACAUGAGUUGAAUUUGGAUCCAAUACAGAUCCAAAUGGUAUGGUCAUUAAUAUUAAUAAAAUUUCAGUUGCCAUACAUUGAAAUGCCUCAGUGAAAUCACCUUACUUUGAUCUUGACAAGCUACUGUAGCAAAGAACUAAGUAACUGAUGAAACACUUCCCAGAUAGGCUUCAAUGAAAGAUAUUUGUUUAUGUCAUUAUAGAUAAGUAAUAGCAUGUUUGGAACACCCAAUGUUUCACUAAAUCAGCCAAGCUAUUAAUUAUAUCUUGCUAAUAUUCUCACUUUUCAUCAUCUUCAGUACUUCCCUAUUCAAGAAUUUAUUUAAUUCACUUUUGAAAAUGCUUAUGAAAACUUACAACAAUGGCUUAUCAUUGACUGUUAAUAUUUUACUUUUUCCAUUGGAAAAAAUUGUUUUGCUUAUCUCCUUUAGUUCUCCUCUUCAAUGUUUUCAUUGUUGUGCCAAUUAUCAUCUCCUCAACAAGCAGAAACAAUCUAUUACUAUUUACCCCAUCAUUUAUUAAAAUGGUGAAACACUAUCAAGCCAUUCCUCACCCGCGUAGUCACAUGGAAGCAGCUUCUAUAUUGGUAAAUUAAACAUUUAAUAUUUCAUAAUAGUCUCUAUAAUCCUAUUUUCAAUUUGCAUCAGUGCUCUAGCUCUCAACAUUGCCCUGGGUAAAUUAUUGUUAUAAUUCAAAAAGCUAUCUUCCUACAAUAAAUUUAGUGAAUUAACUUUUUGAAUGAUCUACUUAAUGACCCUUCAGGAUUUAUUCAACUGUCAUUGUUAGACAAUAGAUCUACCAAGUAGUUUUCUGAUAUUUUUUCUCUCUCUGACAACGAUUUGGAAUUUUAUCAUUCAGCAAGUUCGAACAAGAUUUCAUCAGCCUAAAAAAUUCAUAAAUCAUGAUCUCCACAAUGUAGAAAUCAAUCAACCACAUGAUACAUCUUCAGGCUUUCACCUUUGUCCAUUUUAAUGGUAUGCAUUAUCACACUUCAACAAAAAUAUUCUUUCCCAGAGUCAAUCAACUUACUUUGUUUCAAGUUCUUGUCCAAUCCUCUUGGGGCUUUUUCAGUCACCUACCAAAUAGGGAUUAGAACAGGUUUAAUUUAACUUUACAUAUUCUCCUCUUUCCCAUCAGUCCAACACCACCCAUACGCAAUCACACAUAAAAUUUGUAAAGACUUGUGUUCCUAAUCUUUUUAAGAUGUUUUAAGAUGUACAGUAAAACUUUGUAUACCUCUUUAAUAAAUUUUAUUUCUGUACU